This is a messenger RNA of Helicoverpa armigera (cotton bollworm), 672 nucleotides long. Its product is annotated as ATP synthase subunit d, mitochondrial. Gene Ontology annotation, molecular function: proton-transporting ATP synthase activity, rotational mechanism. The record is from RefSeq and is a predicted model, not a curated record. Gene Ontology annotation, biological process: proton motive force-driven ATP synthesis. Lineage: Eukaryota; Metazoa; Arthropoda; Insecta; Lepidoptera; Noctuidae. The transcript is spliced from 3 exons. The coding region runs from base 71 to 589 and encodes 172 amino acids.
AUGACAGUUUUUAUUUUCAAAUCUUCGUUUUAUAGUUCGCCGAAAUAAAUCAUCUGUUUUUUUAAAUAAAAUGGCAAAGAGAAUAUCUGCGAGUGCUAUAAAAUGGAAGGAGUUAGAAAAGAGAGUGCCACCUGAGCAAUCAGCAAACUUUUUUGCUUUCAAGGGAAAAUCUGAGGGAUAUUUGCGCCGCAUGCUAGCGAGUCCUGCGGAGCCACCUAAGAUAAACUGGGAUCAGUAUAAAAAAUUGGUUCCCGUACCAGGGCUUGUGGAAAAGUUUCAGUCUCAAUAUACAUCAUUGAAGAUCCCUUACCCAGAGGAUAAGCUGAGUGCUUCAGUCGACAAACAGUGGGAAGAGUUGAAGCCACAGAUCGCGAAGUUCAGUGAAGAAAUGAAGAAGCUAAUAGAAAAGAGUGAAGCAGAAAUAAAGAGAAUAAAUGCUUUACCGAAAUUCGAAGAUAUGACCAUGGAAAUGGUGCGCGAAAGAUUUCCUGAAAUCGCUUUAGAUCCUGUGGGCAAGCCUACUUUCUGGCCACAUAGCGACGAUGAGCAACUGGGAUAUGUGGACCCGACUCAAAAAAUAGGCAAAUAACAAUCUCAGCUCUAUGUACUUACUUUAAUAUUCAAGACGUGAACUUAUCUACAUCUUGAUGUCUAUUUUGACUUUAAAUACAU